This is a messenger RNA of Phytophthora nicotianae INRA-310, 495 nucleotides long. RefSeq lists its product as hypothetical. The transcript has a single exon. Bases 1 to 495 code for a protein of 164 amino acids. Gene Ontology annotation, molecular function: oxidoreductase activity, acting on the CH-OH group of donors, NAD or NADP as acceptor. The record is from RefSeq and is a predicted model, not a curated record. NCBI's taxonomy places the organism in Eukaryota, Oomycota, Peronosporomycetes, Peronosporales, Peronosporaceae.
AUGCGAAGUACGAGGACGUAUGGUGGGUAUGCAGACUACGUCCGUGUUGACAGCAACUUCGCCUUCAAAAUUCCGGAUAACAUCCCAUCGGCGUCUGCGGCGCCGCUACUGUGUGCUGAUGUGGCAGUGUACACGCCGCUAAAGCGCCAUGUCAAGCCUGGCGAUCGUGUGGGCGUCAUAGGCAUCAGUGGACUGGGCCAUCUAGCCAUCCAAUUUAUCCGUGCGCUAGGUGCUAUUCCUGUGGCUUUCUCGCGCUCGGAGAGCAAGGAGAAGGAGAUCCGUGCUCUCGGUGCUGAAGAGUUCUACAAUUUGAGCGACCCGGACCACCAGAAGAAGUCCGAAAACUCUGUCAACGUCGUACUGCUGACAGCUGAUGCCACCAACAUGCCGUACAACACGUACCUGACGCUCGUGAAGAAACGGGGCACGUUUAUUAUGGUGGGCGUCCCUAACGACGAGGUGAAGUUCAAACCAAUGUACGUGGUGGGUGGGUAG